Molecule: messenger RNA, 966 nt
Organism: Penicillium cataractarum
Lineage: Eukaryota; Fungi; Ascomycota; Eurotiomycetes; Eurotiales; Aspergillaceae
Product: alpha/beta fold hydrolase
Exons: 1
Coding region: 1-966 (321 amino acids)
Source: RefSeq, a predicted model, not a curated record
AUGAACGCCGCCCCGAGGCUCUUCCCACCCUUGGUUCGCGGUUAUUGUCGAAAUGCGAUCCGCCAUGUCAGCACUGCUCGUGGACGUGAAAGCCAGACGAUGCGCCUACCCGAUGGUCGUACUUUAGGAUUUGCGGAGCAUGGCCGACCCGGCGAUUACCCAGUUCUCUUCAUGCAUGGAUAUCCUAGCUCGCGCCUUGAGACCCUAGACAUCGAUGAUACAGCCCAGCGCCACAAGAUUCGCAUUAUCACACCAGACCGCAAUGGCUACGGUCUCACCACUUUUGACCCCGAGCGCAGGAUCCUAGACUGGCCGGAUGAUGUUCAAGCACUGGCUCAGCAUCUUGGAUUGACCCGCUUCGCAGUUCUCGGCGGCUCCGGUGGCAGUCCAUAUGCGUUGGCAUGUGCAUAUCGGCUGCCCCCGGAGAUGCUCUCUGCAGUUGGCAUCAUGUGUGGUGCGGGCCCAUGGGAGGCAGGGGCUUAUCAUAUGUCUCUGCCAUACCGACUCAGCGCUUUCACGGCACAUCAUUGGCCCUCUGGUUAUGGGGGAGUCCUCGGUCUACUCCUAUGGAUGUUUAGAAGGGCUUUAUCAUCACCUUCUGGAAUUCAAAGAAUAGACAAGGUGCUUGCCAGCCAGGUUGGAGACCAGGAAUCAAGCAAGUCUGCUGAUUAUUUGAGAGCAACCCUGGCUCGCCAGGUAUUUGAGGCUUUUCGCCAGGGUACAGGUCCAGCCGUGUACGAUGCCCAACUCUUGACAUCUAGCUGGGGUAUCAAGUUUGAGGAUGUGACUUACAACAAGAUAAGAAUCUGGCAUGGAACGAAGGAUGCAAAUGCACCGGUCGAGAUGAUGCGAUAUAUGGCAGAGCGUCUCCCUCACUGCGAGCUGAAAGAGUUUCCGGAGGCCACCCAUUUUACACUCCAGCGCCAUCUGGAUCAGAUUCUUUCGGAGAUGGUGGUCGCGAAAUAA